AUGGGCGGUAGUCGUCGGAUGAACACACAGGGCCCUCCCCCGUCCCUACAUGAAUCAAAGAUUUCAACUCUUAAACGGCAAGGGCCAUCAGAUAUCUACGAUACCCACCUUCAAGAUGGAAAGAAGCGGCGCAAGGAGAACAAAAACCACGGCAGACAGGGAAAGCCGCCUCAUAAUCCCGGUGCUACGUCCAAGGAGUUUGGAGUCAAAAGGGAUGGAAGAAAGGUACUGUCAAAUUCGAUUCCAGAGAAAUUGGUCGAAUCCCGCCUGGCCUCCCAUAGUGGUUUAGAGGGCCUGCUGCGGCCUGAGUUCGAAGAUCCGGACGGCGCCAGCGAUUGUCGUGAUGACGCUGUAACAAUUUCACAUCGUUCGGAUAGUGACCGGGGUUUGGAUUCAGCCUUUGACUCUGAAGAGGAUCAGCCGCGCGAGGCCAUCUUCUCGGAAGACGAAGCUAUCUCUUCUACGGAGGAAAAGCUUACUACUGCGAAUAUUGAAGGCAUGUCAAGGAAAUUGGAUAUGGAGGCAGAAGUUGUGGAGGAGCAAGCCCGAUUAGAACUCAAUGAGUCUGCCAUCCAAUCCAAUAUCGCGGGUCAUACCGUGGACGUAUUUGAGGAGGAUGGCCAGGCGCAGAAACAGACGGGAAUGGCUCCCGACCUCCAGCUCCUCCGGACUCGCAUUGCAGAGACGACACGCAUACUUGGAGAUCUACCCUCACUUGGGGAACCCAGCAAAUCCCGAGCAGACUAUACAAACCUUCUCCUUUCCGACAUCUGCACCUACUACGGUUACACCCCAUUCUUGGCUGAAAAACUGUUCAAGCUUUUCACACCCCGCGAGGCAUUUGCCUUUUUCGAAGCCAACGAAUCUCCACGUCCUGUUGUCAUUAGGACAAACACCCUGCGCACGAAUCGGCGCUCGCUGGCCCAAGCCCUGAUCAACCGCGGUGUCGUCCUUGAACCUGUCGGCAAAUGGUCGAAGGUUGGUUUGCAAAUAUUCGAAUCUGCGAUACCAUUGGGUGCUACACCCGAAUAUCUCGCUGGCCACUACAUCCUCCAAGCUGCAUCGUCUUUCCUUCCCGUCAUGGCGUUGGCUCCGCAACCAAAUGAGCGAGUUCUCGAUAUGGCCGCUGCGCCCGGCGGUAAAACCACAUACAUAUCAGCGUUGAUGCGAAACACUGGAUGUGUUCUUGCGAAUGACGCAAGCAAACCCCGUGCUAAGGGUUUGAUUGGUAAUAUCCACCGUCUCGGAUGCAAGAACACAAUCAUCUCGAAUCUCGAUGCAAGACAGGCCUUUCCCAAAAUCCUCGGUGGCUUCGAUCGUGUAUUACUUGACGCUCCUUGUUCGGGAACGGGUGUCAUUUCAAAGGAUCCCAACAUCAAAACCUCAAAAUCUGAACGCGAUUUUCUCGCGUUACCGCAUAUGCAAAAGCAGCUCCUCCUGGCCGCAAUAGAUUCAACUAAUCACCUGUCUAAAACAGGUGGUUAUAUCGUGUACUCUACUUGCAGUGUCACAGUAGAAGAGAACGAAGCGGUUGUACAAUAUGCCCUCCGCAAUCGACCAAAUGUCAAGAUCGUGGAUACUGGCUUGGGGAAUUUUGGAACUCCAGGCUUUAAGAGUUACAUGGGGAAAAAGUUCGACGAUAAAAUGUCGCUGUCGAGGCGCUACUUUCCCCAUAAGGAGAACGUAGAUGGUUUCUACGUUUGCAAAUUGAAGAAGACAGGGCCAAGCCCUUCAUCGAACAAAUCGGCAGGUAAAUCAAACUUGAAAAGCUCAAACCUCAUGAUCGACGAUGUGGAUGAGAUGGUUGAUAGAACUCCUAUUAUUGAUGAGGGAAAGGAGAAGCAGAUAGGAGACGAAGCUUUCGGGCCUUUUGAAGCGGAAGAAGACGAAACAUACAUCGCAAGAGCGAAGCGAAACAAGUUAAAAUCACUGCUUCUUGCUAAGCUUGCAUUCCCAGUUCUACAAAUUCACCCAAGUGUCUAUUCACUAGAUCCCCAGGCAUCGCACGAUUUUAUCAAGGGCCUUGUUUUUGUCAAGUUGUUCUAUGCUCUAGAGUCUAAUGGGAUGACCCGCCAUUCAGAACUGACUUUGCAUCACAAUCAAGACUACAUCUAA
This is a messenger RNA of Histoplasma capsulatum G186AR, 2115 nucleotides long. Its product is annotated as nucleolar protein NOP2. The coding region runs from base 1 to 2115 and encodes 704 amino acids. The record is from RefSeq and is a predicted model, not a curated record. Gene Ontology annotation, biological process: rRNA base methylation; maturation of LSU-rRNA. Gene Ontology annotation, molecular function: rRNA (cytosine-C5-)-methyltransferase activity; RNA binding. The transcript is spliced from 2 exons. Gene Ontology annotation, cellular component: nucleolus. Lineage: Eukaryota; Fungi; Ascomycota; Eurotiomycetes; Onygenales; Ajellomycetaceae.